AUGAUCACGCAACUUGCCGCGAAUAUGGGCGGUCUCAGCAUUGACGAAACCGGGGAGCCAAGAUUAUCUCGUUCUUACAACCUCAAGUUUGUCGGUGACUGGGGUGGUGCCAAUUUUCACCGGAUAUGUUCCUGGAUCACUCAAGAGUUCUGUGACCGGGCAGGUCCCGGAAGUCGAACUUCGAUUUGGAGCCUCCGCGAUGGAGGUUUAGACGGCUUACUGCAACUCGACGAUGGGGACGCAGAUUUAAUCAUUAGCACCCCAGCUACGCUGAUCGGUAAAGGUCUUACUGGUGAAGCUCCAUUUCGCAAAGCGAUGCCACAUCUGCGUGCCCUCGCCACGCUGCCGCAAAAUGAUCGGAUGGUGCUAGCUGUGGACCCCAAGUACCGCGUCAAAACAUUUGAAGAUCUUCGAAAACAGAAACCAGCUCUGCGGAUUGCAACGUCAGUCAAUGACGGCACCAAUUUCAUUGGGUACGUGGCAGACGAAUUUUUGAAUGCUCAUGGCAUCUCCAAAUCCACGAUCGAGUCGUGGGGAGGUACGGUGCUAACGGCCCAGAGGCCGGAGCAAUGUGUCGCCCUGGUUGAAAACGGGGAAGCCGACGCCCUUCUCCAGGAAGCCAUCAUGACAGUAUGGUGGAGACGAUUAAUCGAGGCCAACCAGCUGGUCCCGCUGCCUGCAGAACCACAAGCCUUAGAAAGCCUACAAAAGUCUACUGGGCUGGGAACGAAUCCGCUACCAGUAGGCUUCUGGGACAACUUAUCCGAGGAAUUGCUGGCGUUAGAUUUUUCCGAUUUUGUCAUACUUGUGAGGGAUGAUAUGCCAAAGGAGGUGGCUUAUCUUCUCACAUGGGUGCUUGUGGAAACUAGACACCUGCUGGAGGGACAGUAUAAACAUAUUCCCCCCGCAAAAAGUCCUCUAUCAUAUCCGCUUGAUCCGGAAAAGAUGGCUCAAACGCCGGCACCGCUUCAUGAAGGUGCAAAGGAGUAUUAUUCUAAGCGCGAAGUCUCAGGGCAGCACAGUCGAAAGAAAACGACAGCUUCUCCGUUUUGA
This is a messenger RNA of Rhinocladiella mackenziei CBS 650.93, 1053 nucleotides long. RefSeq lists its product as uncharacterized. NCBI's taxonomy places the organism in Eukaryota, Fungi, Ascomycota, Eurotiomycetes, Chaetothyriales, Herpotrichiellaceae. The transcript has a single exon. The coding region runs from base 1 to 1053 and encodes 350 amino acids. The record is from RefSeq and is a predicted model, not a curated record.